Messenger RNA from Brachypodium distachyon (stiff brome), 1614 nucleotides. RefSeq names its product peroxidase 5. The record is from RefSeq and is a predicted model, not a curated record. The transcript is spliced from 4 exons. Gene Ontology annotation, molecular function: heme binding; peroxidase activity. Gene Ontology annotation, biological process: response to oxidative stress; hydrogen peroxide catabolic process. NCBI's taxonomy places the organism in Eukaryota, Viridiplantae, Streptophyta, Magnoliopsida, Poales, Poaceae. Gene Ontology annotation, cellular component: plant-type cell wall; plasmodesma. The coding region runs from base 418 to 1434 and encodes 338 amino acids.
UGCCUGGUUUGCCGGGCUAGCUGUGCGUAUGUCUGCACCUACAGAUGGCUAGUCCCAAGUGCAAGGCCUCAAAAUCUUGGCCGUGUUUCUAGCUCCGCACAUGGCAGCUGCCUGCUAAUCCUGUCUUCGCCACGCGCGCCUGUCACUGUGAUCUACCGCUAAAUUGUUGUCGAAUUAUUACAUAUAUCUAGACACUACAUUCAUAUUUAGAAAAUUUUGAGUCAGGGCACGGAAAAUUUUUACUCGCGGGUUCCAAAGACAGCAUAAGUACAUCGCUACUUAUAUUUCCAAAAUGCACUGUUUCCCCUAUUUAAGAGUCAUAGACCUUGUUACUUCUUCUACCUCUCAGGAUAUAUUUCCUCUUCAUGUAAACUUGUCUUGCUCUGUCUUUGAUUCGUCUUGGUAAACACAGAAGCCAUGGCGGUCCUAGUACUAGCUGCCGCGGUGCUGUGGCUAUGCUGCGCCGGUCGGGACGCGCAGGCGCAGGCGCCAGCAACGCAGCUGCAGUUGGGGUUCUACGCGCAGUCUUGCCCCCAGGCGGAGGUCAUCGUGCGGGACGAGGUCGGCAGGGCCGUCUCCGGCGACCCCGGCCUCGCCGCCGGGCUCCUCCGCCUCCACUUCCACGACUGCUUCGUCAAGGGCUGCGACGCGUCGGUGCUGCUGGACACGAUUGCGGGCAACGGCAGCACGGCGGCGGAGAAGGACGCGGCGCCGAACAGGACGCUCCGUGGGUUCGAGGUGAUCGACGGCGCCAAGAAGCGGCUGGAGAGCGCGUGCGCCGGCACCGUCUCCUGCGCCGACAUCCUCGCCUUCGCCGCCAGAGACAGCGUCGUGCUGACCGGCGGCAGCCCGUACGGCGUGCCGGCGGGGCGGAGGGACGGCAACGAGUCGUCGGCGUCCGACGCGCAGGCCAGCCUGCCACCUCCCACCGCAAACGUGGCCCAGCUGACCCAAAUCUUCGCCAGGAACGGGCUCUCCCAGGAGGACAUGGUCACGCUCUCCGGGGCGCACACGAUCGGGGUGACGCACUGCAGCUCAUUCAGCGCGCGGCUCUACUCGGGCGACAACAACAACAGCGAUAACACGGGCCAUGACCCGGCCAUGGACGACGCCACGGCGACGGAGCUGGCCCGGCGGUGCCCGCCAGGGAGCGCCGACACGGUGCCCAUGGACCUCGGCGGCGGCGGCGGCCCAGUCGACGAGAACGCGUUCGACACGGGCUACUUCCAGGCGCUGCUGGCCCAUCGCGGCCUGCUGGGCUCCGACCAGGCCCUCACGGCCGACAACGCCACCGCGGCUCUCGUGGCCCAGAAUGCCGGGAACCUGUAUUUGUUUGUCACCAGGUUCGCCGACGCCAUGGUCAGGAUGGGCGCCGUCCGGGUGCUCACCGGCAGUGACGGCCAGAUUCGCACCAGUUGCAGGGUCGUAAACUGAUAUAACAGCAUACAGACAGUACCAUUUUUUCUUUUUGCGAGUUAUUUCUUUUUUGUUUCUAUGUCUUUCAAAAUGCUGAAAAUGCGACGGAAUUACACACCCAUUUUGGCACUAAGUACGUACGUUGCGCUGAAAUCUAUACUCCAAUAUAUCAAUGAUCUAUAGCUUCUUUUCUAACGA